UUCCGGUCUCGCGGAAGUUGCCAUAACAACCUCGAAGCUAUCACGACAAAUGGAUUGUCGCAGCGCUAGCAGUUACUAGGUAACUUCACACAAAUAUAACGAACUCGUGUUUUUAUUUUUAUUGUAGAAGCGUCGUAAAAGUUGGAGGAAGCAUUUUUUGGAAAAAUGACGUCACUGCAACUUGCGAUGGACUCUGAUAGAGAACUCGAGAGAGGAAAAAGAAUAAACAACAUAUUUGUGACCCAGUCAGCAGACACCAGUGAGAUAACAGAAGAUGAUGUCACCUGCCCUGUUACUUCAGAGACAUCAAGAGAUAUUCUACAAGCUGGAGUGACCACUUUAAAAAAGAACAUGGUCAUGAAGAAGAAGGCUGAGCUGGAUGAGAUGGACGUGCAGCUCGCACUCAAACGCCACGAGUUUAAAAGCUGCAUGGAGGCUUUGGCUGCCAGGAGGUCCGAGCUGGAAACUAAACAGCAACAGACACAAGAGAGGGUGGAGAAAUUUGAGAAGUUUGUUGGUGAAAAUGAAGCGAAGCGCCGUAAAGCUCUACAGAAGUGUGAAGCUACACGCCAUCAGAACAUUUUAAAACAAAGAGAGAUUGAAGAUUUGGCAGAACAACUUAAAAAGCUAAGAACCAGGAAGCAAAUUUUAAAAGACAGAAUGAAAAAGUACAAAAUCUAUGAGGACUAUUUAAUGAAAACUCUCAAUUUCCUACCUAGAGCCCACCACGAUGAUGGGUACGAAUCCCUGGUCAUGCCCAUCAUACGGCGCCACAAGACUCUGUCCGUCACCCACCAGGAGCUUCAACAGCGUUUGGGCCAAAUGGAAACAGAAGCAGAGGAGCGAAAGGAAAAACUGCAGCAGAUGAAGGAGGAGCACAGGACUCAAAAACUGAUGGCCAACAAGGAACUGUCUGAAGUGCAGAGUGAGUUAGUGACUCUUGAAGAGAAGAACAAGCAGACGGAGACUAACCUGAUGAUUAAGGAAGGAGUUGCUAAAGAGAAAGUUGGAGAGGGGGCACGAUUGCUUAUGGCUAUUGACAACUUGGCUCAGCAGUGUUACCUUCCAACUUAUGGACUUAUUGAAAGCAUGAAUGUAUUGAUCAAGAUGGAUAUGAUAAAGGAAUACAUUUUGGACAAAGCGGACACAGAGAGGCGAGUGAAGAAGCUGAGGGACUCGGGCUCAGCGCUGAAGAGUGCAGGAUCUACAGCAGACAAACAACACAAGGGAUCAUUUAGAAGUAUUGAAAAUAAAUCUAAGAUAAAAAAUAUGAGUACAGUCAGUCAAAAAAGUGCUGCUUUUAAGUGAUGGUAUCUUGGCAGAUGUAGUUUUUAUUUAUUUACUUUUACUUCACCUUUAUUUUACCAGGAAAUUCCAUUGAGAUUAGAUCUCUUUUUCAAGGGAAACCUGGAUUGAGAGUCAUCCUCACAAGAAAAUAAAUACUGUUAAAAGAAUAGAGUAGAAAUAAAAUGAAAUUAAAAUGAACCGUUUAACAAUAAUUAAAAGGUUAAUCAUGAGUAAUACAGUAAGGUCGAGAUUAACAUGCAUAUUUCUUUUAAAAGCUCAGAACAUUUGGAACAUAUUUUGAUGCAUUCUUUUUUUGCAAGUCUAGUAAUUAUAAUAAAUAUAUGGGGUUUAAAAAAUCAUUGCACCAUUUGUAUGUUAAAAAUUGUUUAAAUUCUGUUAAUAUAUUUAAACUUUUAACAUCAAAACAUUGGAACAGUCUGUUAAUUGUUGUUGUUUUUUAAUUAAAAUUCAACAGAAAUGCUGAUGUUAGACAAAAUGUGAUAUGGAUAGAAAAUGUGUUGUCAUGUGACUGAAUUAGUCUAAAUAUAUUUUAUUUUGUUUUAUAAGUACUGUAAAUGUUGGAUGAAAAUAAAAAAAAUUCUGUUAUAAAAAUGAA
Oryzias melastigma (Indian medaka) is the source of this 1903-nucleotide messenger RNA. It is a transcript of the gene ccdc197, whose product is annotated as coiled-coil domain-containing protein 42 homolog. The record is from RefSeq and is a predicted model, not a curated record. Lineage: Eukaryota; Metazoa; Chordata; Actinopteri; Beloniformes; Adrianichthyidae. The coding region runs from base 166 to 1308 and encodes 380 amino acids. The transcript is spliced from 9 exons.